AUGACGAGACUAGUACCACAACUGCAUAACAACAACAACAACAACAACAACAGCAGUAAUAACAACAGUGACAACGACUUAUCAUCACCAUCAGUCAACUUUGCCCACGUUGCCACUAACGAGACACCAGUACCGCAUCCAUCAUCAGCAAUGGGUAUUGACACUACGCUGACAACAUCACCACCACAAAUUGCAGACCACGUCCAUUCUUCACACAUGCAGCAUCACGAGUUUGCUUUCUCGUCUUCGUCGCCCUCACCAUCACCAAAUCCAGCAUCUGAUGACACGCUUCCCCGCUCUAUAUACCACAGUCCAUCAACCUCAUCACAUCCUAGUAGAUUGCUUGGAAAGAAUUUAAAGAUUGAUGUACCGUCUAAUGAUGCAAACAUUGACAAUUAUGUGGAACAACCAACACAACAUCAUUCCAUUAGAUCAUUACAUACUAUUCUUGGCGAACCACUAUCAUUUCAACACCAAAAUGACACCAAUUACACCAAUACCGGAGCAUCUGCUCCUGCAGGGACAAAACAACCACAACAACAACUACAACCAUCACCAUCACCAUCAAAUCAAACUAAACCAGCAACCAAUACUGCAGCCGUACCAUUGGAAGGCAUAACUCAACUUCCUACACCAGUAUUACCCAAUGAUUCAUUUGCCAACUACAGUCACUACCAACAAACGCUUUUAUCAUCUCCACCUAAACGGAGAGAUAGCGCUAAUUGGUUCAAGCCAGCACAAUCAGCAUCUCCAAGAAUUAUUUCCGAUUUCAAGCCAAUUGCUAGAGCUCAUAGCUUAAAUACGGGGAAAAGGGUGGUGUCCAAUCCUGUUGAAUUGAAAGACAUGACUAGUGCCUCCAGCACCGAAUCAACAACAAGCUCAGAUAAGAAUCAUCAUACGGAGCAAUCACAUCAUCAACAACCAACUAGUUUAGAAUCACCCAUUACUCCAUCUACGUCGCCAAUUAUACCUCAACAAAGUUCGAAAUAUGAUAAUAUCGAGUUUUAUUCUCAUAGAUACAAUACAUCCUUCAAGUUUAUAAAAGAGUUGGGACAGGGCAAUUUUAGUACUGUUGUUUUAGCUAGGAGUAUUAAUGAUGAAGUUGCAAUUAAAAUUAUAACCAUUCCCGAAUCACAAUCUCAAGUGGUCAAUUUCAAAUCAUUUAUUCUUCGUGAGUUGAAUAUUCUUUACCACGUGUCUUACCAUCCGUGUAUAACUUCAUUAUUGGAGUAUGAUAUCACAUUGGAUAUUAAGAAACAAGAUAUAGAGGCAGAAAUCAUUCCUGAAGAUGCAGAUUCGGAAGAGGGUGGUUCUAGUACUUAUUCAGAAGAUGUGCCUGAAAAUCGAGACCAAUUAAUCUUCAUCAACUAUUGUCAUGGUGGAAACUUGUUGUCGUUUCUUUUGGAACAUGGUCAAUCUAUGAAUGAGAAUAAUAUCAACUACUGGAUCUACCUUCGUCGCAUUGUUUGUGAACUUAUCCUUACUACGUCGUUUCUCCAUCAACAAAAUGUGAUUCAUCGAGAUAUCAAGUUGGAAAACAUCUUGUUGUUGUACUCGGCCGAAGAAGUAGAUCAAAUAUUUGCAUAUAAUGAAACAAUGUCAACGCCAUUUAUGAAUCUAAGUGAUUUCGGAUUGUCGAAAAAACUCACUUCACCUGACCAAAUGUUACAAACUAGAUGCGGAUCACAAGACUAUAUUGCUCCCGAAAUACUCAUGGGCUUGAAAUACAACGGACAUUCAACUGACACUUGGUCGAUCGGAGUCCUCGUUUACUCAAUUUUGGAAGCAAAACUCCCAUUUGAUGUUCGAGCACCUUCUUCGUCGUCAGCAACAUCAAACUCCGGUAUCUCGCCCUCAGUGUUGAAACGAAGGAAAUCGAAGAAAGUCAGUACUGCUCAUCGAAUCGCCAUGAUUGAUUGGGGAUGGCAAGAUAUAAAUGACCGUAUCAAUAAUGGCCUGAUUCAUGAAGAGAUAAGAGUAAUUCACAAACAAUUGAAAUCAUUUGUUGAUGCUGUGUUGGUGCGUAAGGAUCGACGUCCGUCAGUGGGGAAACUUUUGGAAAAAGAAGAGUUCAAGUGGAUAAAGGAGAACGUGCCACAAGCCAUUGUCAGAUUCAACCUAAUGCAAUAA
Messenger RNA from Lodderomyces margitis, 2130 nucleotides. RefSeq names its product serine/threonine protein kinase. The record is from RefSeq and is a predicted model, not a curated record. The coding region runs from base 1 to 2130 and encodes 709 amino acids. The transcript has a single exon. NCBI's taxonomy places the organism in Eukaryota, Fungi, Ascomycota, Pichiomycetes, Serinales, Debaryomycetaceae. Gene Ontology annotation, molecular function: ATP binding; protein serine/threonine kinase activity. Gene Ontology annotation, biological process: peptidyl-serine phosphorylation; autophagy. Gene Ontology annotation, cellular component: cytoplasm.